CUCCCAGCCUCCCCUCUCCUCCGCCCUGGCUUUUGGGGACUCCAUCAGCUUUUGAUUUGGGAGUACGCUGAUUGGCUGGAAGCGAUUCAACACACGCCGGGCAAGAGAGCUUUGUCUGAGUUGAAGUGAAGUUGUGCAGAUUUUCGGCUGGAGUCAGCAAUCACGGCUGUUUAGUCUGCAGCCGAGCCGGGGACGGGAGGAAGCGCUCCGCGGAGAUCGCCGCAGACUCCGCCGGCACCCUGCGCUAGAUGGACCCCGACUGCCCGCGGGGCGACGCGCGGAGGUGACGCUCUCCUGCCUGCAAGGACGGCGAACGGCCCAACGGAUGCGGGGGCUGCACGGCGUGCCGAUGCUCUCUGGAAGUCGCCACACGGUGUGUAUAAAACAAAAGUUUGCGAGCCGUUAAUGGCUGUGCCGCGUUAUUAAGAGCCGCUUUCAAGUUUCAAGUGCCAAAUGUAGCUUAGCGUUAAGUUGCCAAAGGAAGUUGCGGGAAUUGCUUUGCCGUUUUUAACUCGCUCUGUGAGAGGAACCUCGUAUGCUGACCGAUGUGCCAGAUGAAUGCUAAGAUGCACUUUAGAUUGGUUUUUGCACUCCUGAUGGUAUCUUUCAACUGCGAUGUGCUGGGCAAGAAUCUGAAAUACAGGAUUUAUGAGGAGCAGAGGGUUGGAUCAGUAAUUGCAAGACUAUCAGAGGAUGUGGCUGAUGUUUUAGUUAAGCUACCUUAUCCUCCUGCUGUUCGUUUUCGAGCCAUGCAAAGGGGAAAUUCUCCUCUGCUUGUAGUAAACGAGGAUAAUGGGGAAAUCAGCAUAGGGGCGAAAAUUGACCGCGAACAGCUAUGCCAGAAAAACUUGAACUGUUCCAUAGAGUUUGAUGUGAUCACCCUACCCACUGAGCAUCUGCAGCUUUUCCAUAUUGAAGUCGAAGUGCUGGAUAUUAAUGAUAAUUCCCCCCAGUUUUCGAGAUCUCUCAUUCCUAUUGAGAUAUCUGAGAGCGCAGCAGUUGGGACUCGCAUCCCACUGGACAGUGCGUUUGAUCCAGAUGUGGGGGAAAAUUCCCUCCACACGUACUCUCUCUCUGCCAAUGAUUUUUUUAAUAUUGAGGUUCGGACCAGGACUGAUGGAGCCAAGUAUGCAGAACUCAUCGUGGUGAGAGAGCUGGAUCGGGAGCUGAAGUCGAGCUAUGAGCUUCAGCUCACUGCCUCAGACAUGGGUGUGCCACAGAGGUCCGGCUCGUCCAUUCUUAAAAUAAGCAUUUCGGACUCCAAUGACAACAGCCCUGCUUUUGAGCAGCAGUCUUAUAUAAUACAACUCUUAGAAAACUCCCCCGUUGGCACUUUGCUCCUAGAUCUGAAUGCCACCGAUCCAGAUGAGGGCGCUAAUGGGAAAAUCGUAUAUUCCUUCAGCAGUCAUGUGUCUCCAAAAAUUAUAGAGACUUUUAAAAUUGAUUCGGAGAGAGGACAUUUGACCCUUUUCAAGCAAGUGGAUUAUGAAAUUACCAAAUCCUAUGAGAUUGACGUUCAGGCUCAAGAUUUGGGUCCGAAUUCAAUCCCAGCUCAUUGCAAAAUUAUAAUUAAGGUUGUGGACGUUAAUGACAAUAAACCUGAAAUUAACAUAAACUUCAUGUCCCCUGGAAAAGAAGAAAUAUCUUAUAUUUUUGAAGGGGAUCCUGUUGAUACAUUUGUUGCCUUGGUCAGGGUUCAGGACAAGGAUUCUGGGCUGAAUGGAGAAAUAGUUUGUAAGCUUCACGGACAUGGUCACUUUAAACUUCAGAAGACUUAUGAAAACAAUUAUUUAAUCUUGACCAAUGCCACCCUGGAUAGAGAAAAGAGAUCUGAAUACAGUUUGACCGUAAUCGCCGAGGACAAGGGGACACCCAGUCUCUCUACAGUAAAACAUUUUACUGUGCAGAUCAAUGAUAUAAAUGACAAUCCACCCCAUUUCCAGAGAAGUCGAUAUGAAUUUGCAAUCUCAGAGAAUAACUCGCCAGGGGCAUAUAUCACCACUGUCACAGCCACAGAUCCUGAUCUUGGAGAAAAUGGGCAAGUUACAUAUACUAUUUUGGAGAGUUUUAUUCUGGGAAGUUCCAUAACUACCUAUGUAACCAUUGACCCAUCUAAUGGAGCCAUCUAUGCCCUCAGAAUCUUUGAUCAUGAAGAAGUGAGUCAGAUCACUUUCGUGGUUGAAGCAAGGGAUGCGGGAAGUCCAAAGCAGCUUGUAAGCAACACCACAGUUGUGCUCACCAUCAUUGAUGAAAAUGACAACGUUCCUGUGGUCGUAGGGCCUGUUCUGCGCAAUAAUACUGCAGAAAUCUCCAUCCCCAAAGGGGCUGAAAGUGGCUUUCAUGUCACAAGAAUAAGGGCAAUUGACAGAGACUCUGGCGUGAAUGCCGAACUCAGUUGCUCCAUAGUAGCAGGAAAUGAGGAGAAUAUCUUUUUAAUUGAUCCACGAUCAUGUGACGUCCAUACCAACGUGAGCAUGGAAUCUGUCCCCUACACAGAAUGGGAGCUCUCGGUUAUCAUCCAGGACAAAGGCAAUCCUCAGCUACGUACCAAAGUCCUUCUGAAGUGCAUGAUCUUUGAAUAUGCAGAGUCAGUGACAAGUACAGCAAUGACCUCAGUAACCCAGGCGUCUUUGGAUGUCUCCAUGAUUAUAAUUAUUUCCUUAGGAGCAAUUUGUGCCGUGUUGUUGGUUAUUAUGGUGCUGUUUGCAACUCGGUGUAACCGAGAAAAGAAAGACACUAGAUCCUACAAUUGCAGGGUCGCAGAAUCGACUUACCAACACCACCCCAAAAGGCCAUCCAGGCAGAUUCACAAAGGGGACAUUACGCUGGUGCCUACCAUAAAUGGCACUCUACCCAUCAGAUCUCAUCACAGAUCGUCUCCGUCUUCAUCUCCUACCUUAGAAAGAGGGCAAAUGGGCAGCCGGCAGAGUCACAACAGUCACCAGUCCCUCAACAGUUUGGUGACAAUCUCCUCGAACCACGUGCCAGAGAAUUUCUCAUUAGAACUCACCCAUGCCACUCCUGCGGUUGAGCAGGUCUCCCAGCUUCUUUCAAUGCUUCACCAGGGGCAAUAUCAGCCAAGGCCAAGUUUUCGAGGAAACAAAUAUUCUAGGAGCUAUAGAUAUGCCCUUCAAGACAUGGACAAAUUUAGCUUGAAAGACAGUGGCCGUGGUGACAGUGAAGCAGGAGACAGUGAUUAUGAUUUAGGGCGAGAUUCUCCAAUAGAUAGGCUGCUGGGGGAAGGAUUCAGCGACCUGUUUCUCACAGAUGGAAGAAUCCCAGCAGGGAAAAAAAUAUGCCGGUUCCAUAAAACUAGCAUUCAAAGGAAAGCCAUAAUUGCAGUCCAUCUAAUGUGUAAAGUAACGGCUAUGAGGCUGUGCACGGAGGAGUGCAGGGUCCUGGGCCACUCCGACCAGUGCUGGAUGCCGCCGCUGCUCUCGCCAUCCUCUGAUUAUAGGAGCAACAUGUUCAUCCCCGGGGAAGAAUUCCCGGCACAACCCCAGCAGCCGCAUCCUCAUCAGAGUCUUGAGGAUGACGCCCAGCCUGCGGAUUCCGGCGAGAAGAAGAGUUUUUCCACCUUUGGGAAGGAGUCCCCAAACGACGGGGACUCCGGCGGUACCAGCACAUCCUCUCUGCUCUCGGAAAUGAGCAGCGUGUUCCAGCGCCUCCUGCCAGCUUCCCUGGACGCCUAUCCUGAGUGCGGCGAGGUGGACCGGUCCAACUCUCUGGAACGCCGCAAGGGUCCCCUGCCGGCCAAGACCGGGGGCUACCCGCAGGGCGUGGCGGCCUGGGCGGCCAGCACACACUUUCAGAACCCCACCACCACCUCCGGGCCCCCGCUGGGAACUCACUCCAGCGUGCAGCCUUCCUCAAAGUGGUUGCCGGCCAUGGAGGAGAUCCCUGAAAAUUACGAAGAAGACGAUUUUGACAACGUGCUCAACCACCUCAGCGACGGGAAGCAUGAACUCAUGGAUGCCAGCGAGCUGGUGGCCGAGAUUAAUAAGCUGCUCCAGGAUGUCCGCCAGAGCUAGGGGAGCUUAGCAAAGCGUUUUUUUGUUUCCAUACAUUUGGAAAUAGGGGACAGAGAAAACCCUGAAAGAACUGGCAUUGCCAAAUAGUUGCAUUUAUCAUAAAUGUGUCUGUGUAUAUUGAAUAUUAAAUACUGUAUUUUCGUAUGUACACGAUGCAAGUGUGAUUAUUUUAAUCUGUAUUUUAAAAAUACAUUUGUACCUUAUAUUUAUGUGUAAUUUAACAGACAAAUUUUAUUUUUUUACUCCCAUGACAAACACGUUUUUCCUAAUCACGUAGAAAGUAGCCACUGUUCAAAUCUGAUAUACUCUUCAACCACAAAGUAUAAGGGCACCGCUUAGAUUAGUUAUGUUGGGGGAGAAGUUGUUAUUCUGUAGGAAAAACCCCACUGAAGCAUUAUAGAGUUCUUAGUUCUAUUAGGUGAUCCAACUUAUUUUUUUCAAUACUCUUUUUUAACAUUAAUCCUCAGUAAAAACGUUAAACUUUUAUUGUUGUUAUCUGGACUGCUCUCUGCCAGUUCUGCUAGUUCCCAGUCGCAUAGCAACAUUGAAACAUCAGGUGAAAUUCGAUCUCAGAACUGGGCAGUAUCUUUUACAGUCAAUGAUGGAAAUGGGAUGAGAGUCGAUGUUUCUUCCUAAGUCCCAGGCCCCUUCUCUUCCAGGGUGUCACACUGGUCUGUUCUUGAGAAUGUUUCUCCUAAAGUAUUAUUGUCUGUUUACAAUCGAGGUAAACAAUGGAUGUCACUCCAUCACUGUAACAGGAGAUGUGCUCCAAAGAAAUGGAAUCUAUCCUUUAAAUGGAUAAUGAUGUAUUCUAACAGCAUGAAGUAUUAACUGACAAAGACAGUUAUGUCAGUGUCUCUCCUAGGGUAGUGAACAUAAUUGAUUUAGUCUGAAACCAUUCCGUUUGAAUCUCCCCCUCUCCUCUCACAAUACUUGAACAUUUUUAUCUUUUGCAAUGUUUUUUUUUUUCUAUAACUAUUUGCUUUUAGCCUUUGUCUCCAGUGCAUGAUCUCAUAUUUUUGCUUUUAUUUUUAGUAUAAGAACAUUUAUAAAAUUACAUUUUUGCAAUUGCAAUACUGUUUUAUUUGUUGUGUGACAAACGACAAGUUCUCUAUUUAUUGUGCUGUUAUCACUCUGUGUGGAAUGCUUUGGUAAGGGAGAUCGUUAUUAUGACUUUUCUCAUUUAUGACCAAGCUUCAAUUAAUGUUAUUUCUAUGACUACACUAUCUUGAUUGUACUCUCCAGAAAAUUUUACUGUCGAUGAAAAUAAAAGAAAAAUUCAAGUAAA
Molecule: messenger RNA, 5319 nt
Organism: Pteropus alecto (black flying fox)
Lineage: Eukaryota; Metazoa; Chordata; Mammalia; Chiroptera; Pteropodidae
Gene: PCDH18
Product: protocadherin 18
Exons: 5
Coding region: 546-4031 (1161 amino acids)
Biological process (GO): homophilic cell-cell adhesion
Cellular component (GO): plasma membrane
Molecular function (GO): calcium ion binding
Source: RefSeq, a predicted model, not a curated record